This is a messenger RNA of Nipponia nippon (crested ibis), 444 nucleotides long. It is a transcript of the gene SNTN, whose product is annotated as sentan, cilia apical structure protein. Gene Ontology annotation, molecular function: transition metal ion binding; calcium ion binding; calcium-dependent protein binding. The record is from RefSeq and is a predicted model, not a curated record. Lineage: Eukaryota; Metazoa; Chordata; Aves; Pelecaniformes; Threskiornithidae.
AUGUGUGGCUGCAGAGCAAGCGUUCCCAGCACGAAGCAGUACUCGGUCAAUCAGCCAGCUCCUGCUUCCACCAAAAAAAGCCCUUCGGCUGCAGCAGGCAUGCCCAAGCGCAUACCUAUAGCCAAGCAGCUGUCAUCAAUAAAAGCUCUAGGAAAAGGCUCAGACCUUGAAAAAGCUUUUGCUACCAUGGCGUUGGUGUAUAACAACUCUGCUGACCCCGAGGGCAAGCUCAGCAAAGCUGAAACCAAAAGUUUGCUGCAAACCCAGUUUUGGGGUUUCAUACAGGGCCAAGAAAGCAAACCAAAAUACCAGGAAAUAAUUUCUGCCCUGGAUGAGGAGUUGGAGAACAAAAUUGAUUUUGAAGAUUUCAUGAUCUUGUUAGUCAGUCUCACUCUAACGUCUGACCUGCUGCAGGAGAUCAAAAAUGUGAAAACCACAAAAUGA